Molecule: messenger RNA, 417 nt
Organism: Prorocentrum cordatum
Lineage: Eukaryota; Dinophyceae; Prorocentrales; Prorocentraceae
Source: the annotation of a GenBank genome assembly
GCGCAGCCCGCCCACGCCGAGGCGGCGGGGCCGGACCGCGCGGCGCGGGCGAGGCAGCCGGCCAGCGGAGCGCGGGCAGGCAGCAGCGCGGCGCCUGCGGGCAGCGAGCAGGAGGCCGGCCUGGCGCACCUGGAGCUUCCGCAGCGUGGAGCCCACGGGCGGCGCGCCGGCGCCGGCCGAGGAGCUCUCGCGCCCGCCACCCCUGGCGCUCCAGCCAUCACCGCGCUGAUGAUCAGCAACCUACCGAUGGCUCUGACUCGGAGUGACUUGCUGGACCUCAUCGACCGGACCGGUUUCGCGGGCCGCUAUGACUCUGCGCGCGUGCCGACAGACUUCGACACUGGGACCGCUAAGGGAAUGUGGGGGGGAGGUGGGAUCUGUUUCGCAUCGGCUGCGGCAGUGUCGCUGCGACGCUGA